GUAUUUUGGCGGUAAAUUAAUACAUGGUUAAAAAAUCGCGAUGUGUCUGUUAAAUAUUAGAAAAAAGAAACAUUUUAAUCCGCUAAUAAGUUGUUUUUAAACACUACCCCAAAAUUAAACUGUCUAUAUUUUAAUACGAAGAUAUUCAAUGAAAACAUAAAAAAUGUCUACUAAAAAGAGGCAUACAACGAGGUAUUCGUCCAAUUCGACCGUUUCUACAUCUCCAAUCGACUUCAGCAACAUGAACAGAUUGGAUAAGUGCAGGUUUUCAUCCAAUCAAAAGUUCAACAAAUACAAUGCGUUACAAACGAGGGAACGUUCUUGCUGUAACACAGUCAUUAAUUUAAAUACACUACAGGGAUCUCAACACAUUAACAACAAUAAUAGUAAUGUAAUAAACAACAAUUUUUUUAAAGAGGAAAAUUGGGAAAAUCAAUCAGUUAGUUCAUAUUUAAAAAACGAAAAUGGUACUCAGUCUCCAGUAUACAAAGAAGAUACAAUAUUUUAUAACUCAUCUGUUAGGGUUUCAACACCUACUCGGCAACCAACUCAGCAACAUCAACGAGAAUACUCUCCACAGUCAAACUCAAAUUCAUCUGUGAACGUUCAAUACUCACCUUGGAGAAAAAGAAGACAACACCCUAAGGAUAUUUAUAAAAGAGUUUUUGGUUUAAUGGAGAGAUUUUCAUCCCGAUCUCAUUUGUUAAGGAUAUCAGAGCCACUUAGUUUACCAAAGAAUAAUCUAUACCCAUAUCUAAGUCAUUCAAUGUGGUUACUAUUUUGCGAAAAAGCUCAAAAAGAGGAAACUUAUCUUCAAAAGCUUGAGUUUUGGAAAGUUAUUCAUUUAGAUAUUAGAAAAGUUUUACAUAAAUACAGCUUGUUUAUGGUUGGUUCAACGAUGAACGGUUUAGGAAUGGAAACAAGUGAUAUAGAUAUGUGUUUAGUUGUAAGACAGCGCUUAGACGACUUUCGCAAUGAUGAACUCAACAACUUGCAAAGUAUUCAAGCAGCAUUACGAUACUUUGAUUAUGUAAAAUCACCAGAAAUCAUUUUUGCAAAAGUUCCAAUAUUAAGAUUCAAGGAUGUCCGUUAUGGGUUUGAGGUUGAUUUAAAUUGUAACAAUGAUGUGGGCAUACGAAAUACUCAUUUGUUACAUUGUUAUGCUCAUAUGGAUUGGAGAGUACGACCUUUGGUUAUCGUCGUUAAACACUGGGCUCGAAUAAACGAUAUUAAUGAUGCUAAACGAAUGACUAUUUCGAGUUAUUCGCUUGCAUUAAUGGUUAUACAUUAUUUACAACAUGGUGUUUCUCCACCUGUUUUACCAUGUUUACAUGCUUUAUAUCCAGAAAAAUUUUUAUCAACUUCAAAAAUAAACACUAUAGAUAUUCAAGAGGAUGUUCCAGCUUAUACAUCGGCAAAUAAACAAUCAUUGGGAGAAUUAUUGCUUGGUUUUUUGCAUUACUACGCCAAUUUUGAUUAUAAUAAGUAUGUAAUAUCUGUGAGGGAACGUGGUGUAUUAUUAAAAGAAGAGUGUCGUCACGUUUGCGCACCAAAAAACGAUUCCUUGCAAUGGAAAUUGUUGUGCAUUGAGGAACCGUUUGAUAUGACAAAUACCGCGAGGUCGGUUUACAAUGUGGAAACGUUUGAGUAUAUUAAAAUAGUUUUUCGGGUUUCAUCUAAAGUAUUGGAAAACUCGCUCGAAUUGAAUCAGAUUCUCCUUAAAGUUAAAAGCGAUUAUCAUAGAUGAUUUAUUUUUAUGGAUUAGCUUUGUAAGUUCAAGAAAGAAGUUAGGAUAAGAACUAAACCUUUUUUUAAAUUUUCAUCCCAUUAUACUCAAUUUAUUAAAAAUAAGAAUUUUUUUGAAUCUACAAAGUUAUGGAUUUUUGCGAUUUAUUUUUUGUGCAUAUGUAUAAAAUUAUUAUAAAAAUUGU
Messenger RNA from Onthophagus taurus, 1931 nucleotides. RefSeq names its product poly(A) RNA polymerase gld-2 homolog A. The record is from RefSeq and is a predicted model, not a curated record. Gene Ontology annotation, biological process: RNA 3'-end processing. NCBI's taxonomy places the organism in Eukaryota, Metazoa, Arthropoda, Insecta, Coleoptera, Scarabaeidae. Gene Ontology annotation, molecular function: poly(A) RNA polymerase activity.